UUCAUAGGUUUAAGCAGGUGUGACUUGUCUACAGACCAAGCGCCAUGGAUUUAAACAUUAAGGGUCUAUUCCUUACGCUGAUUUGUACAUCAGUCAGAAAAGUCACUGGAUCGUUCAUAGAACUACCAGCGAGGACUCAAAAUUUAGCACCAGACGGGAACAAUAAUAAUAUGAGUAUUAACACGAACACUAGCUCGUACAACAAAGGACAUCCUGUCUUUGCUCCACCUCAAGAACAACAGCCUAUAUAUGCUCGUCCACCGAAAAAGUACAUCGUCUUUGCUCCAAUACAAGGAGGAAAUGCAAGGCUUUUUUACAUGCCAAGGAACACUACAUUAAAUCCCUUGUCAAACAACUAUCAGUGGCAUCAACCGAUGUUUGAACACGCAAUUUGGUCUUUUACUUUAACUGUUUAUGUGAAAGGCAGUUACCCGUCCAUGUUGAAUAAUCCGAGUUCACCGACGUAUCAGACGUAUGCUACUGCCUUCAAACAAAGACUAGUCCUAAUAUACGGGGAUUAUGAGGGCUUCAAAGGCCUUACGAUAAAUGGAUUCUUUAAGGGUUCAAUUGCUUGUAAAUUUACCUUAAAAGGCAACACUGACUUCCAAAAGCAGGUUUUCGACAAAACGAAAUCCGAUUAUAGAGAUGUAAAUAUCACAGUUGACAGGAAAAUAUAUGCAGUUGAAAGCAACAAGACUGCUUCAGCAAUAGCUACAGAAAUGUUGGCGUCUACACGAGAGGACCGAAUCUGUAGUGCAUUACAAAACGUUUGUCCUUAUGAUACGCUUUGUUCAUGGAGUAAUUCAUCAGGGUUUGUUUGCAUUCAUAAAUGUGCUACAAAAAACCCUUGCUCACACGACGGGGAAUGCUACGUGAACACAGAAGGAACGGUGAAAUGCAGAUGCAAGGAAGAUUCGACCCUUGUUUACAAAGGUGACACAUGUGAGGAGGAAGUCUUUAAGUUCUUUAGUAAGAACAAUACUUACAUCUUCAAUACAUGUGAAUUUGCUGUCAUAAUCGGUCUCAUCGUACUUAUCAUCUGCCUCAUUGCUAGGAACAGACGCAGACAAACAGGAAAACCAAAUAGUCCGACGCUUCCCGGCACUGCAGAGGUCCAUAGAAAUACCUCCAGGAUGGAGAAUGAGGACAUGGAUAUUAUAUUGGAAACUCCGCCAGGUCAAAGACCAAUACCAGAGCAAGAACGUCGAAUGUAUCCGGCACCACAACUCUACCCGAGAUUGGCAGAUUAUCAUAAGACAGCAGUCGAAGCAGUGCAGAACAACAGGCCAAUACCAAGGCAAGGACGUUUGAUGUAUCCAGGACGACAAGCACCCAUGAACUGGACAGGUAACAAUAUGGCAGCCGAGGAAUUUGUACAAAACAGAUACAGAUACUGAAGAUUAGCUGAAAACUGGAAUAAGACACCAUAAACUACCAGCAAUUUCAGAGAACCGGAAUCCUUCAGUCAUAUGAACAGACAUGUUGUCUCAUUACAUGAUGAAAUGAUCCGACAUGAAUGUCUCUUCCAAUGGCGCAAACCUUGCAAAAAAAAAUCUUUUAUAAUGUGUAGGGCCUCCUUUUUCAGUGUUUUAUUUGAU
Messenger RNA from Mizuhopecten yessoensis (Yesso scallop), 1598 nucleotides. Its product is annotated as interphotoreceptor matrix proteoglycan 2-like. The transcript has 12 exons. Bases 45 to 1397 code for a protein of 450 amino acids. NCBI's taxonomy places the organism in Eukaryota, Metazoa, Mollusca, Bivalvia, Pectinida, Pectinidae. The record is from RefSeq and is a predicted model, not a curated record.